UGGUUUGGAUAAAAAGAGCUCAGAUCCAGCCAGGAAAUUAUAGACAGCAGGGGCUGUGUGUGGACCAGGAAUGAUAAAGUAACUUGGGGAAGAUCAGGCUGCCCAUCCCAAGUGUUCCUCCUUUCUUAAUGCAAUUCUUCCUAGGACAUCAGAACUCCACACCUCACUUCCUUUCUUCCUGAACAUCCUGAGUCUGAAUUCCAGUUUUAGAUCAUUCUGAGGGAACUGCCCUUGCUGGUGUGCAAAGACCUUCUCUGAGAGGAGAGCCUUCAGAGAGGAGCCAUUACCAUCAGGUCAAGGUCACCACUGCUGAGCUUUUACCAGACAGAGCCAUGGAUUGGGCCUCCAGCUUUAAUGCGUUCUUUAAGGAUUUUAAGAAGGAAAGCAAACUCCUCUCUGAGGAGACCAUCACCUUGAUUAAAUCCCACAUUGAGAAAAAUAAGCUCCAGGAAGCACUUUCUAUAAUACAAAAUGCACUGAGAGACAUCGAGAAUGCCCCCCUGAACAUUGCUGUGACAGGGGAGACAGGAGCAGGAAAGUCCACGUUCAUCAAUGCCCUGAGGGGUGUGGGGCAGGAAGAAGAAGGUGCAGCUGCCACUGGGGUGACAGAGACAACCAUGGAGAGAAAGCAGUAUGAGCAUCCCAAGUUUCCCCAGGUGAAAAUAUGGGACCUGCCUGGCAUUGGGUCCACUAACUUCCUGCCACAAGACUACCUAAAGAAAAUGAAGUUUGAAGAGUAUGACUUCUUUAUUAUAAUCGCUGCUACACGCUUCAAAGAAAAUGAUGCAAAACUAGCCAAAGCCAUCAAUGACAUGAAGAUGAAAUUCUAUUUUGUCAGAACCAAGACAGAUGUUGACUUAUAUAGUGAACAGAGAGGUAAACCUAAGACUUUCAAUAAGGAGAAUGUCCUGAUGAAAAUCCGAGAUGACUGUUCAAACAAUCUCAAGGAGGUUCUCUCCAGAGAGCCUCAAAUCUUCUUAGUCUCUAACUUUGAUGUGUCUGACUUUGACUUCCCAAAGCUAGAGACCACCCUAUUGGGUGAGCUCCCAGCCCACAAACGCCACCUCUUCAUGCUGUCCCUGCACAGUGUUACUCAGGCCACCAUUAACCUCAAGAGAGAUUCCCUGAAGCAGAAAGUGUUCCUAGAGGCCAUAAAGGCUGGAGCAUUGGCCACCAUUCCACUUGGUGGCAUAAUCAAGGAUGAGUUAGAGAAUCUGGAUGAAAUAUUCAAACUCUACAGGUCUUACUUUGGGCUGGAUGAUGCCUCACUGGAAAAGAUUGCUGAAGAUUUUAACAUUUCUGUGAAUGAAUUCAAGGUGCACCUUCAGUUUCCCCAUUUGUUUACAGAAGACAAUGAUGUGCCCUUAGAAGAAAGACUAGUGAAAUAUAUCAAACACAUUUCCUCCAUUACUGGUGGACCAGUUGCUACCUGCAUUUACUUCAGAAAGACUUACUAUUUGCAGAAUCUCUUUCUGGAUACUGCUGCAAAUGAUGCUAUUGCUCUUCUUAAUAAGGAAGCUCUUUUUGAAAAGAAAGUGGGACCAUAUUUAUCUAAGCCCCCCGAUUACUGGGAAUGAUGGGAAAAUGAGUUACAAGCUCCAACCAGUAUUUACUUUUCACCUUGCUUUGGACACUGACUCAUAACCUACUCCAGAGUAACAAACCUUGUCUGUGGAGCACCAGAGCAUUCAUCCUUUUCCUCUUCUGGUGCCAGAAGCUCACUGUGUCAAGUGUUCAAUUGUGCUGUAGCAGUAGAAGAAGAAUCACCAACACUGUGUGAAUGCAUGAGGAAACCUCACUUCCAUUAAAAUUGUAUGUAAAUAACACAUGAUAAUAUGAAUUUGAUUUGAAAUUCUGUUAUGAAAUGAAUCCUAGAUCUUUAGCCCCUGUGAAAGUCUUCACACACUUCUAUAUUCUCACACUGCUUUGAGGGGUUUCUGAAACAGCAGCAUCUGGUGCCCAGGAUUGUAUAGACAAACACAUCUACUUAAAAGGUGUGAUCCUCACACAGGAGGCACACAACAGGUGGGGACUGUGACCAUAGGCCAAGUUCCAUCCCAGAGGAGCUUGGUGAAAAAAAA
Molecule: messenger RNA, 2081 nt
Organism: Peromyscus leucopus (white-footed mouse)
Lineage: Eukaryota; Metazoa; Chordata; Mammalia; Rodentia; Cricetidae
Product: T-cell-specific guanine nucleotide triphosphate-binding protein 2-like
Exons: 2
Coding region: 333-1577 (414 amino acids)
Biological process (GO): defense response; cellular response to interferon-beta
Cellular component (GO): endoplasmic reticulum membrane
Molecular function (GO): GTPase activity; GTP binding
Source: RefSeq, a predicted model, not a curated record